Messenger RNA from Leishmania mexicana MHOM/GT/2001/U1103, 1800 nucleotides. RefSeq names its product 3'a2rel-related protein. The coding region runs from base 1 to 1800 and encodes 599 amino acids. The record is from RefSeq and is a predicted model, not a curated record. NCBI's taxonomy places the organism in Eukaryota, Euglenozoa, Kinetoplastea, Trypanosomatida, Trypanosomatidae. The transcript has a single exon.
AUGUGUCCCGCGUCUCAUCAAGGGCUGCAGCGCAGCCGCAGUCCUCGCCUCUCCACGGCGCGAGUGCUUCAAUGGGUGCUGUUGCUUGUGGUCCUGCUGUGCAGUUUCUCACUUAUGGCGGCGGUGGUGACGGCACCCUGCGGCGACGGUGCUCAUCGCGCGAUUUGCGUCUCUGCCUUAAGCGGCGCUGUAUUGGGGAGGGGGAAGGGCCUACACGCGCCACCGCUCACUGUGUCCUUGCUGCAGCCCGUAGCGCUACCGCCCCACACGGGUUCCGCUGUUGUGGUGGCCGCCGCGCGGGCUGACGGCGAUGUUGACGACACUGACACGUUUUCGAAAGUGGGCGAUCUGUUCGCCGUGGAGGAGAGCGCUUCUGCAUCCGUGCCGUCUCCCUCGAGCACCGGCGUCCGCCAGGGCGCUAACGGGAGGGGCAGCACAGCAGCAAAGGCUCCAGGGACCACGGCUUCCUCGCCGUCGUUAUCCGUAGAGCCGUUGUCGCGAGGGUCGUCCGCGGCGCCAUCGUUGAGGUGGUCGUUGUCAUUGUCCUCAGCCGCCGACAGCGCUGUCGUGUUGGUCGGUGAAGACGACGCGGACACAGGACCGCCUCCCUCAUCGCCAGCACCCCCUCCCGACGACCUCGGCACGCGCCGCCCGCCUGCCACGCGCCUCGCUCUCCUCGGUCUCAUCGCCCUCGUGGUGCCCGCUGCUAUCAUUGCCCUUGUCGUGUGGUGUGUCUGCCGCCGCACACGGUACAAGCGAAAGGUGAAGGGCUUGCGUCUCAACGGCACUCGCCAACCCGGCGAGGUGGAUGACGUGGACAUGGGCAACGUUGUCAGGGGCGGCGAUUGGCUGAACCUCGACGCUGCCACCCCAGGCAGGACUAAGAUUGGCGCGAGCCGCACGCGUUUCUCCAUUUUGGUGCCGUCGACCGCUGCUGGCGCUCGCAUGGACGCCACGUUCGACCCGAUCGGGCAGCAGGCCGCGGAGACGCGGCAGCGCAAGCGUGCCCGGCGGGCUGCUGUAGCUGCUGCUGUAGCCGCCGUUGUCCCGGCGAACGAUGCUGGCGACGGUGGCAGUGAUGGCGUAGCGAGCCCGUUAAGAGGUGACUUGGGCGCCGGAGGGUCGGAUGUGUGGUCCAGCGAUGAAGAGGAGCAUAGCAACGGCUAUUCAGUGAACGGAGGCGUCAGUGGCGGCAACGUUGGAGUUGCGGAUGGUUCUGCCCAAGGACAUGCCACCUCGAGCGUUUUGCCCGGCACUGGAGCCACGGGUGCCGGGGCUUCGUCUGGAGCUGGCCCGCACCUGAGCGGUGGUGCUGUCGCCAGCUCCGUGGCAACCGCCGUUUCUCCACAGGAUCACGACCUGCACUACUUCAACGAGACGGCGCGUCUGCUGCUGGGCCGCUACACGGCAGAAAGCGGGGGUGGUGUGCCGCAGAUGCCGCCGUCGACGUUGCCAGGCGGCGGUGGUGCUGCUACGCAGAGCCUGCGGCUAUCUUCGGGCAACGAGGUGGAGAGCAGCAAGACCGUCGUGAACAAGCCCAAGUCGGCCUUUGAGCAGAUUCUUUCGUUCGCCGUUGCGCCGCUGCAGGUGGGCCCCGAGUUCCAUCAGCGCGGUGACACCACGGACAGCGGCAAUGUGGCGGACAGCGCCGGAGGGCCGAGAGCCGUGGCAGCGCCUGUGCCGCGGGACAGGGAACGUGCUGAGCGGCACACCGAGAAAGAGGAAAUGGAGGAGGAGCACGCCUUCCAGGGUGACGAAGAGCUCGAUGAGGAAUACAAGGGCGAGGUGUACGGCGAUUAG